GACGAGUGGAUUGUUUGUGUUCUAGAAACCCGGAAGUAGAGCUAACCUUGACAAGCAUGAGCUGAACUCAUGUGCCUCUGGCUUCAAGAAAAAGCUUAAAAUGAAUCAAUUCCUGUUUCCUGACUAUUCUAAGAUCUUCCAGUAUUUGUCCGAGAGUAAUUAGGUUUCUCGACGUGUAUUUUAUUGCACGAAAACUCCAUGUUUUAGCUAGAUAAAUGGAUGGCUAGCACAUCAUUACUGCACUCCCUGGACUCAAUCUCGUUUGGUUGUCUUCAUCUGCUAUCCAAAGAUGAGGAGCUCCUUUCUGUUUGUCACCAGAAGCUGUAAGGCUCUUCACAGGCUGCAACCAUUUUCAGCUCAGAGGAUCCCUGUGUUGAGAUACAGGAGCACCCAUUCUUCCUCCAGAGAGGACAGGAGUUACUACAUAACCACUCCCAUCUUCUAUGUCAAUGCUUCUCCUCAUUUAGGACACUUGUAUUCAGCUGUGCUAGCUGACUGCUUGCACAGGUAUAAGCUGCUGCAGGGCUUCAACUCAAAGUUUGCAACAGGCACAGACGAACAUGGCUUGAAAAUCCAACAAGCUGCUGAAGCUGCAGGAAAAGAUCCCCUGACAUUCUGCACUGAUGUGUCUGAGAGAUUCAAACAUCUCUUCAGCAGCUGCAACGUAUCGUGCACAGACUUCAUAAGAACCACUGAGCAGAGACACCGUGAGGCUGUGGAGCAUUUCUGGUCAGUGCUCUGGAACAAAGGGCUCAUCUACAAGGGGAGUUAUGAAGGCUGGUACUCCACCCAAGAUGAAAGCUUCCUCACGGCGUCGCAGGUGGCCGAUGCUCUGGACUCAUCGGGGAAGGAGAUCAAAGUAUCGCUGGAGAGUGGCCACAAGGUUGAGUGGAUGAAAGAGGAGAACUACAUGUUUCGUCUUUCUGCGUUUCGGUCUCAGCUGCUCGACUGGCUCAGAGAAAAUCCCCGGGCCAUACAGCCUGAGCGUUUCCACCAGGAAGUCCUUCAGUGGCUGCAGGAGGACCUCCCUGACCUCUCCGUCUCCCGCCAGAGAAGCCGCCUUCAGUGGGGCAUACCAGUCCCGGGUGAUGCUGAACAAACCAUCUACGUGUGGCUAGACGCUCUGGUGAACUACCUCACGGUCGCUGGCUAUCCAGAUAAACACGACCAGUGGUGGAACGUGGCCCGCCACAUUGUUGGAAAGGACAUCUUAAAGUUUCAUGCCAUCUACUGGCCAGCUUUUCUUCUCGGGGCUGGACUGCCGUUGCCACAGACGAUAUAUGUGCACUCUCACUGGACGGUGGGAGGAAAGAAGAUGUCUAAAAGUUUGGGUAACGUGGUGGAUCCUCUUGAACGCUCACAGAUGUUCACAACUGAUGGUAUGAGGUACUUUCUUCUGCGUCAGGGUGUCCCAGACUCGGACUGCGAUUACACAGACGGCAAAGUUAUCAAGCUUCUCAAUGCAGAGCUCGCCGACUCACUGGGUGGUCUGCUGAACCGCUGCACGGCUCCAGCUCUGAACCCAGCUCAGGUCUACCCCUCUUUCUGCCCUCAGUCCUUCCCAAGGGACCAGGAAGGCAGGGCGGUGGUUGAAGACUACCACAUGUUGGAUGCUGUGAGAAACCUCCCCACUGUGGUGGAGCAGCACUACGAGAGCAUGCAUGUGUACAAAGCUCUGGAGGCCAUCGGCGCUUGUGUGAGGCAGACCAACGGGUUCAUUCAGCGCCACGUACCGUGGAAGCUGGAUAGGAGGGACAGUAAAGACCAGCGCUGGCUGGACACCAUCAACCAUGUCUCCCUUGAAUGCUUGAGGAUUUAUGGCACACUCCUCCAGCCAGUAGUGCCGGGGAUUUCUGACAAGCUGCUGUCCAGACUCGGGGUGCGACCGGGCGAGAGGAGCUGGGCAGAUGUGAACUUCCUGCCAAGGUUUCAGGGAAACGACUGUCCCUUUGAAGGGAGAGCGCUAGGAUCUGACUCUGGAGUGCUUUUUAGUCGCUUGGAAAGUCUGAAUUUAGAUAAACAAAAACCUAAGAAAACAAAAAAGGCAGCAAAUGUGAAAUGAGGAAUUGUUUUAUUUCAUGUUCCCUGAUUCAAUCAAUAAAGAAAUAAAACUCCUGUGGCUCUUUUCACUUAAACUUCUCGAGAAUCUGUGAGGUGUACCGACAGAGGCCGGACCCUGAAAUUCACACAUCCAACUAGAACGGAGCCACAUUGUUAUUAUUAAUAAUUAGACUGUGCAUUUUCUACAUUGACAUGUCAAACAGUCUGCUGUGAAAAGGAUUAUUCUCAGCAACCUGUGUGGGUGUAAAGGGGCUUUCAUAUUUGCUUUCACAACCUAUUUUUACAUCAUGUAAAAUU
This is a messenger RNA of Sebastes umbrosus (honeycomb rockfish), 2358 nucleotides long. It is a transcript of the gene mars2, whose product is annotated as methionyl-tRNA synthetase 2, mitochondrial. The record is from RefSeq and is a predicted model, not a curated record. Gene Ontology annotation, molecular function: ATP binding; methionine-tRNA ligase activity. Gene Ontology annotation, biological process: methionyl-tRNA aminoacylation. The coding region runs from base 290 to 2062 and encodes 590 amino acids. NCBI's taxonomy places the organism in Eukaryota, Metazoa, Chordata, Actinopteri, Perciformes, Sebastidae. The transcript is spliced from 3 exons.